Erigeron canadensis is the source of this 1397-nucleotide messenger RNA. Its product is annotated as chloroplast stem-loop binding protein of 41 kDa a, chloroplastic. The transcript has 6 exons. Gene Ontology annotation, molecular function: RNA binding. NCBI's taxonomy places the organism in Eukaryota, Viridiplantae, Streptophyta, Magnoliopsida, Asterales, Asteraceae. The record is from RefSeq and is a predicted model, not a curated record. Gene Ontology annotation, biological process: rRNA processing. Bases 32 to 1243 code for a protein of 403 amino acids. Gene Ontology annotation, cellular component: cytosol.
GUCAACAAGAGAAGCAUAGUAUCAUUUAUCAAUGGCCACUCUAACUUCAUCUUCUCUUCUCUUCACCAAUCUCUCUUCACCAUCUCUCUCUCCCCCAUCUCUCUCAUCUCUUUCUUUCUCUUCCAAUGUUUCUUUAUCCAUUUCUUUAUCUCAUCAUCACCAUCAUAACACUACUCUCAGCUUUUCAUCAUCAUCUUCUUUUUCUAGUAAAAAACUAUCUUCAUUUACAGUUAAAGCUGCUGCUGUUGCUUCAGAAAAGAAGAAAGUGCUCAUUGUCAACACAAACAGUGGUGGCCAUGCUGUCAUUGGAUUCUACUUUGCUAAAGAGCUUUUGAGUUCUGGCCAUGAUGUUACUAUUCUUACUGUUGGUGAUGAAGCUUCUGAUAAGAUGAAGAAGCCUCCCUUUUCAAGAUUUUCUGAAAUUGUGGAAGGUGGUGGCAAGACAGUAUGGGGUGAAGUUGGUGCAAUUGGGACAGUUUUGGAAGGAUUGACCUUUGAUGUUGUUUUGGAUAACAAUGGCAAAGAUUUGGAUACUGUGAGACCAGUGGCAGAUUGGGCGAAAAGUGCAGGUGCAGGACAGUUUUUGUUCAUCAGCAGUGCAGGAAUUUAUAAGCAAACCGAAGAGCCACCUCAUGUUGAAGGGGAUACUGUAAAAGCUGAUGCUGGUCAUGUUGCUGUCGAAAAAUACAUCUCUGAGGUGUUUGGAAACUGGGCCAGCUUCCGACCACAAUACAUGAUUGGUUCUGGCAACAACAAAGACUGUGAAGAGUGGUUCUUUGAUCGUAUCGUCAGGGGAAGGCCAGUUCCAAUCCCGGGAUCUGGUAUGCAACUAACAAAUAUCUCACAUGUUAGGGAUUUAUCUUCUAUGCUAACAAAAGCAGUUGAGAACCCGACUGCUGCAAGUGGGAUUAUUUUCAAUUGUGUAAGUGAUCGAGCAGUAACUCUAGACGGAAUGGCUAAACUAUGCGCCAAAGCAGCAGGUUUGCCCGUUGAGAUUGUGCACUAUGAUCCAAAAUCCAUUGGCAGUGAUGCAAAGAAAGCCUUCCCUUUUCGCAAUAUGCAUUUCUAUGCGGAACCAAGAGCUGCAAAGGACAUUCUAGGAUGGCAAAGUAGCACAAAUCUACCAGAGGACUUGAAAGAGAGAUAUGAAGAGUAUGUGAAAAUAGGGAGAGACAAAAAGACCAUGAAGUUCGAUAUCGAUGAUAAGAUAUUAGAAUCCCUAAAAGCGCCGGUUGCGGUCUAAUAAGACACGAACAGAGAGUCAAUAAGUUUAUGAUCCAAUUUCUUGAAGUGUUAAUAUAUGUAAGUGAAUUGUUAUGUGCCUAAUGUUGCAUUGCACCAACACAAUAGGCAUUAUGUGAUUAUUUUGAGAUAAAAGAAGACCCAUUGUAGCGUUA